Lacerta agilis (Sand lizard) is the source of this 1397-nucleotide messenger RNA. RefSeq names its product zinc finger CCHC-type containing 24 (gene ZCCHC24). The record is from RefSeq and is a predicted model, not a curated record. Gene Ontology annotation, molecular function: zinc ion binding; nucleic acid binding. The transcript has 4 exons. Lineage: Eukaryota; Metazoa; Chordata; Lepidosauria; Squamata; Lacertidae. Bases 472 to 1194 code for a protein of 240 amino acids.
GCCCCGACGAGUUUGCUGAAUAACUCAAAGCGCCCUUCCCCUCCAGCAGGGAGACUAAGGGAGUGAGAAUAAAGACAGAUAGCGGAUCGAGCCACGGGAAGGAGAGGAAGGAGGGAGGGAGGGGGGCGGAAAGCCAAAGAAAGUUUCUGCCUAACUUUGCUAUUGCUGCUGCCACCGUAGAUCAGCAGCUAUGCUGGGGGUGGACGGCGUGCUGGAGCUUGGAGGGCUCAGAUCGCCUUAGGAAAGGCAGGAAGGGGGGGGGGGAAAGGGAGCUGGAAAGAUUUAGGGCGCAAGGAAAACGGAGAGGAGCUCCCACUCCCUCCCUUCUCCCCCACCCCCUCUGGUAGGGGCCCACGAGGAAGCCGUGCAGGGUAGCAAAAGCCCCCCACAGGGAGGAGGAGGAAAGUUGAUCCAGAGGGGAGGGGAGGGGGAAAGACCAUCUCCGAGUGGGGCAGCUUCGGGUGGGCAAGGAUGAGCCUGUUGUCAGCCAUCGACACCAGCGCUGCCUCCGUCUACCAGCCCGCGCAACUGCUCAACUGGGUCUAUCUGUCCCUGCAAGACACGCACCAGGCCAGCGCCUUCGAUGCCUUCCGACCGGAGCCUUCGUCGUCUCAGCACCCGGAGCUGAGCUACCCCAGCAAGAGCAGCGCCGAGCUGGGUUCCUCCCUCAGCUCCAGCUAUCUUAACAGCUUCUUCCAGCUCCAAAGGAACGAGGCACUGAGCAGCAGCCUCUAUAAGAGUGCCUCUCCCUAUGGCUCCCUUAAUAACAUAGUCGAUGGCUUGAGCUCCCUCACCGAACAUUUCUCCGACAUAUCCCUCUCCUCCGAAGCCAGAAAGCCUAGCAAGAGACCACCACCCAACUACCUGUGCCAUCUUUGUUUCAACAAGGGACACUACAUCAAGGACUGCCCACAGGCACGUCCAAAGGGAGAAGGCCUGACACCGUACCAGGGGAAGAAACGCUGCUUUGGUGAAUACAAAUGCCCCAAGUGCAAGAGAAAAUGGAUGAGUGGAAAUUCCUGGGCCAACAUGGGACAAGAAUGUAUCAAGUGCCACAUCAAUGUGUAUCCUCACAAGCAGAGACCCCUGGAAAAGCCCGACGGCCUGGAUGUUUCUGAUCAAAGUAAAGAACACCCUCAGCAUCUCUGUGAGAAAUGUAAAGUGUUGGGGUACUACUGCCGCCGUGUGCAAUAAAUCAACACAGGGAUCACCUCUGCCACCACGUUUUUAGAUCCUCUGGCAGCAAACAGUCAAAAGGAAAGAGGAGGGGAGGAAAAAUGAACAUCAGACAACAACCCCAAACAUCACCAAUAUUGCCUAUCAACAAACUAAUAAUACGCCUUACCUUUAAUAGAAUGUAACCCUUUUCCUGUGUAUGUGUAUACGUGCAAGUUGUA